GUGGGAUUUGUCGGAAAACUGGUGGGAAAGGUAUUAGCUCCGAAUUAAAAUGGCUGCUAGUAAUUAUUAUGGAUAUGCACAAGGAGCCGCUACACCGCAGUACAGCAUUCAGCCACCCCCUACAUACUCACACCAGACCACUAGCAGCUACAGUGUCCAGCCUGCAUAUGCAGUAGCUCACACAGCCUCGUUCUCUCCAGCCACAGCACACAAUCCCCAGCCAGCAGCAACUCAAACCUACCAACCAUACCAGGCACAUGCAGCUUCGAAUUACACCUUUGCACAGCGAGAAGCGGCACCUCAACAAAGCAGUGCCUCCGAGACCUAUCAGAUCUUUGAAGGGGGGAACUGCAGCUAUGGACAGCCAUCGUUAGUCAACAGCUAUGAUAAACAGUACUAUCAGACAAGCAACACAGCUACUCAGCACAGUCCAUUGGAGGCCUUCUUUCAGACAGGUGUGAAAAGUGAUUAUAGGCCUGUAAGUGCAGUGUACAGUCAGUCUCCACCUCAAAGACAGGCCACAGUGCUCAAAACCCAGCCUCCUACUAGCUCAGUGUCAACCAGCUACAGUGUUUAUCCUGCAUCCACCAACGUACAACAGCCUCCCAACUCCAUCUCCACCUUUACCCCGAGCUCCUCCUAUAAUUCAGCAGCUGCCACUUCAUACAGUGGUCACAGCUAUACAAGUUAUGAGCCCCGCAGCUACAUCUCCACUCCAACAUAUUAUCAAGCAACCCAGCAUCCUAGCCCUCAGUGCCAUAGCCAGCCCCAGGGUCCUUCCCAUCAUCCACAAAGUCCUUCACAUCCGCCUCAGGGUUCUUCCCAUCAACCCCAGCUUGCCCAACAGCAAGCUCAGACACCUACAAAGCAACUCGCCAGUUUGUCUUGGAGUAGCUCAAGGCACAGUUCAAAGGUCACUAGUUCUGCUUGCAGUACUUACAGAAAACCCACGUUUCAUCAGAAUAAAGUCCAAAAGCCUAAAGGCCCUCCCAAACAGCCUCAGCUUCACUAUUGCGAUAUCUGCAAGAUAAGCUGUGCUGGUCUACAGACCUACCAUGAGCACUUGGAGGGUCAGAAGCACAAAAAGAAGGAGGCGUUGCAGAAAGGUAGCAGUCAGGUCACUAAUGGUCCACAUAAUGUUCAGACUCAGCUGCGCUGUGAGCUCUGUGAUGUUUCCUGCACUGGUGCAGAUGCCUACAAAGCUCAUAUCCGUGGAGCCAAGCACUUGAAGGUGGUGAAGCUGCACACAAAACUUGGCAAACCUAUACCAUCUAGUGACCCUGUUUUUGUGAACUCUGCCCCUGUUUUGAUGACAACAAUCUCUGAAAAACCAGCCAAAGCUCCUACUUCCGCUGCAGGGUCACAGAAACCCCCUACCUUAAAGUCUCCCAUAAUCGAGACGCUGAAGACACAUGCUCCCACUAAAGCCAUAGUUGAUGAAGUCAAAGCUGCCGCACCAGACCCAGUGAGGGUUGACGAGAUGAAGCAGGCAGUGCCGAAAUCUGACCUUCAGUGUGAAAAUGAGGGAAUUGGAGGUUGUGCUCAGGGAAAUGUACAACCUGUUGGCUAUGAUUAUGUAGAGGAGAUUUACAAUGAUGAUGGAAAGCUAGUUCGCUUCCACUGUAAGCUGUGCGAGUGCAGCUUCAACGAUCCCAAUGCCAAAGACAUGCACUUAAAGGGCAGAAGACAUCGGCUUCAGUAUAAGAAAAAGGUGAAUCCAGACUUGCUGGUGGAGAUCAAGCCGAGCAACCGUGCAAGGAAGCUUCUGGAAGAAAAACUGAGGAAGCAGAAUCAGAAAGGAGUGCUGAAGAGACAGCUUGAGGAUGAGCAGCGCUGGCACAUGGAGAUGAGAAGAUAUGAGGAGGAUAUGUUCUGGAGAAAAGUCGAGGAGGAUCAUCUAUAUUGGGAGAAACAGAGGCACAGACCAGUGCCCCCACUGUUUGCAAACCACCCCAGGAUGCCUGUGCCUUCUCUACUGCCUGUUCGCAGGCCAGAUUCCCCAGAUGACCACCACAUCAUGGCCAAGCAUGCCAGCAUCUACCCAGCGGAUCAUGAGCUGGAAGCAGUGCAGCGUAUCGUGUCUCAUUCGGAAAAAGCUCUAAAACUGGUGUCCGACUUGCUGGUGGAGCAGGAUGGCAAAGAAGCAGUGGAUUUGAAGUUGGAUCCUCAGAGCCGAGUGCUGAAUGGAGUGAUGAGGGUGGGGAUUCUGGCCAAAGGCCUGCUGCUGCAUGGAGACAGGAACAUUCAGCUCAUCCUUCUUUCUACCAAGAAACCCACACUCUCCUUGUUGAACAGCAUUGCUCAACUGCUUCCUGAACAACUGAUGACCUUUUCUGAAGAUCAGUACGUGGUGCAGGCUCAGCCUGAGGAAGCCAACAUCAUCAUUAUUUCCAGCAAGGAACCAAAAAUGCAGGUGACCGUCUGUCUGACUUCACCAGUGAUGCGUGAGGAACCUGAGCCUGGGCCUGCCACGGAGGGAAAGGCAGGUGACAAGCUGCCUGAGAAAGUGCCUGCAGAUGCUGUAGAUGCUCUUAACAGGACAAAGUGCCUUGAGUAUUUGGCUGCCCUUCGCCAUACAAAAUGGUUUCAGGUAAAUGUUCAUUCUUUCUUCUAUUAUUUCCUGCCAAAACCAAAGCAAAACUAAGCUGAGUUUAAAAUGCAAAAUAAUCCAUAAUAGAUUACCUUUAAAAGGAUUUGGGUGAUUCUCACAAAACCACUGAAACACCACAGCACUAAUGAUUUUAAAUAAAAAAAAAAAGUGUAAUUUAGUAAUAUAAAAAAGCAUCAGAAUAAAGACAAUACUGUUCUCUACCUUGUACAAUGUGUAAUUUCAACAUGAGAAUGAAUAAUUUUUCUAUUUUACUGCAUUUUCUGCUGAAAUUCUCAUUACCGCAACGCGUCCGGCUGUGUCUGAAUGUGUGUUAUGAUUUAAUUUAAACAAAUUAACAUAAAAAAAUUUAGAAAAAAAAUAAAUGGAUGUUCUACUAGAUUGUUCUAGAUGACAGAAUUUUUUUUUUACUGAAUAUUCAUGUAUAAUAAUAAUGAAAAAAGUAGGAAAAUUGUGUCCAUGCCUGAUGUUCUCAUCCUCCGCAACACUUUUUGAGGACUGUUUAAACACACAUACAGAAUGUAAAUAAAGUUUGAUUGAGUGAUGGAGCACAUGGGACAGUUACUUCAAGAUGGUGACCAGGUAAGAUCAUCUUUUUAUAUCUUUCCAGUUCAAUGUUAAAUAUUCUAUUGUCAGAAUGUUAACACGACUUUUUCAUUAUCGUUACCGAAACAUGAAGUUUUAAAUAUCUCUUAUGAAUUUAAUAUUAAUUUAUUAAUAUUAAUUUCAAAUUUCCUAAAAGCUGAUAUUUUGCUUUAUGAUUUGUUUCAUUGUAGACAAUCAGUAAUUGUGGGAAGAAAAAAAAAAGCUUUAGCAAAGGCCAGGGUGACAAAGUUCAGGGAAAAAUUAUACAGAAACCCAGAACUGCUGGAAGAGUACGAGAGAGAGGAAGAGAGGUUUGGAGAUGUGAGCAGGUGAAAUUAGCAAUAAAAACCCUACGAUGUUAGGAAAUGUACAUGACACACACACACACACACAAACACUUUAGCCACUACUAUAACAGGACUUUGGUGCUGGACUGAGUGUACUGUUCAUACUGUGGGAAAUUCCCGCCACACUAAGGCAUGUAGGUCGUGUGAUUCUUAAUGUGACUUUUUAUAUAUAUAUAUAAUAUGUAUGUAUGUAUGUAUGAUAACUUUAUUUAUUAUGUAAUUAAAUUACUAAAUUAUAACAAACAGUUAUUUGUUCUUCUGUUAGUAAUUUUUGUUUUUUUAUUUUCUUGUUUACUUUACUUUUCGAUUCAUUUCAAAGUCUAAAAUUAAGCUCUACCCCACAACUUCAGGCCCAGUAUAGAACGAACACACACACACACACACACACACACAUAGUAAGCAUCAAGUCUAUACUAUAUGAUGAUGUAUACAUAAAAUUAAAAAACACCUCAUUACCGAAACCUAUAUAUCAUUACCGAAACUCAUGUUUAUUAGAUGUUAAUUUAAUUAAUAGAAAUAUAGUACUUUGAUUUUAAAUGCAUGUGCAGAAUCUUAAAAUGAUGUUCUCUCAGGUUUGUCAUGUCAUUUUGAAAAAAUGUCAGGUUUCUUCAAAAUAUAAAAAUGAUUGUAAAUUGUGGACGGUGUUGCGGUAAUGAGAGAAAUCAGCCAACAUUUAAUAAACUGUUAAAUUAAAAAUAAAUAUUAUUUCAGAACAUGAAGUAACUGUGCAUGACUUAAUAAUCCAUUUUUAAAACAGUGAAAAUGUAUUUGCUUUUCUAUCAGUGUUUUCACAGUGUUGCGGUAUUGAGAUUUUUUAGGACUUAUUUUGGAAAUUAUGUUCAGAAAGGUGUUAAAUAGUAAGUAAAAGUUUUUAAAUUAAUGUUCACAAACACUCCAGACUUUGUUGCUAAUGUCUGGGGAAAAAAAAGUUAAUUUAAGCAUUUUUAAAAUUUUCAUGUUUUGAAAUUUUUAAAACCAAGAUUUCGUGAGAAUCACCCAUUUAUCAGGGAAGCUCCAGGGGUUUUGGGCAAAAACAGUCAACUUGUAUUAAAUUGAGGAGCAUGGAAUUGUUACUGUGAUGAACAUGCAUACAUCACUAUGUCCAUAUUCUGGAAAACAUGUCCUUUUUCUGUCCAGAUAGUAGGCCUACUUUACCUAUUGCAUAUAGAAGAUAAACUUCAAGUUAGGGAUGAAGGUUUUUAUACCUGAAGCUGCAUAAUUUGUUUUGUAUGAAUGGAGUAUUUCUCAGUAUGUUUCUUCAGUAGGCUCGGGCAAAUGGUCUCCAGUCCUGUGUGAUCAUCAUCCGUGUACUCAGAGACCUCUGUCAGCGCAUGCCAACCUGGGGCAAGAUGCCAGAAUGGGCCAUGGAGUUGCUGAUUGAGAAAGCCAUCAGCAGUGCAUUGACUCCUCUGAG
Molecule: messenger RNA, 4954 nt
Organism: Hemibagrus wyckioides
Lineage: Eukaryota; Metazoa; Chordata; Actinopteri; Siluriformes; Bagridae
Gene: zfr2
Product: zinc finger RNA binding protein 2
Exons: 16
Coding region: 50-2644 (864 amino acids)
Cellular component (GO): precatalytic spliceosome
Molecular function (GO): double-stranded RNA binding; zinc ion binding; single-stranded RNA binding
Source: RefSeq, a predicted model, not a curated record